AUGUAUAACAAUUACGAACAACUUCAGAGUACUUCGUCACGUAGUAGCGGUAUUCAUACGGAAGAAAGUUUUGUUGGGUCAGGAGUAGGUACAACAGCAUAUCGAUCAGCAAUGGGCCCCCGUGUAACCAGUAGUCAACGAUCGCGUGCAACAGGUUUCGGUAGUGGUAUUUCAAGAAUUCAACAAAGUUCUUUAUCGUCUGUAUCUGGUAGCAAUUUUGGACAAGGUCUAGCUUCGUUAGUAAACGUUGCUGGUGUGGCUAUUCGUGGUAGUCGAUCUGCUACUUAUGCCAGUAUUACUGAUGCGGCAAGUCUUCAAAUUCAAUCAACGCGACUUCGUGAAAAGCGUGAUCUUGUAUUUUUAAAUGAUAAAUUUGCACAAUAUGUAGAGAAAGUUCGAUAUUUGGAAGCACAUAAUCGAAAAUUAGCUAUGGAAUUGAAUUAUUUACAGAAUCGUUCCGGACAAGGUUCAACACACCUCAAAGUAAUGUACGAAACUGAAAUUCAGGAAGCAACAAAACUUGUUGAAGAUUCAAAACGUAUGGCGGGUGACGCACAUUCGAAAAUAGUCGAAGCUGAAGAAGAAUUGAAACGUCAAAAGGCACGAUUUACCUGCUUAUCAACAUCAAGAGCAGAUCAAAAAGAGUUUCAUGAUCUUCUAGAACGAUAUGUUGAGAAUCAAGGUCACAUAGCUUUAUUUCGUCGUCGCGUAGCUGAUCUCGAAGAUGAAAUACGAUUGUAUAAAGUUGAAGGUCAACGUUUAACAUCAGAACUAUCAAGUGUUCAAAAUCAAAUUCGAAGUGAACUAUCGUUGAGAUCUACAUGUGACAUGGACCGAGCUUCUCUUAACGAACAAUUCAUUAUACUUAAGGAAACACACGAGGCUCAGUUAGCUGAACUUCGUUCUAAACUUGUAUCCGUUGAUCUUGAUCCAUCGAAAUUCUUCCGUAAUGAAUUGGCUAUGGCCAUACGUGAAAUUCGUAAAGAAUAUGAUUCACUCGUAGAAAGUCAACGUAGUGAAUUACAAGCUCGUUAUUCUAUAUUAAUUAAUGAUAUCUCUGUUCAAAGUCAACGAAGCGAUUCAACCUAUGCAUUAACGGGAGAACACUACCGAGAAGUUGAACGUAUGCGUGCUGAAUUAUUAGCCGCACAAAAUCAAACAAGUUACUUUCGUUCUAAAGUUCAACAACUUCAAAAUCUUGUGAGUGAUUUACAAUUAAAAAUCAAAGCAUUCAAAGAAUCAAGUGCUUUUGCUGCAAGCAGAAUCGAACGAGAAAUUAAUGACGCAGCUGCCUAUUUAUCACAUAUUGAAGACAAUUAUAAGAAAGUCAUGGCAUUGAAAACAACACUUGAACAAGAAAUUGCAACUUAUAGACUCUAUCUCGAAAGUGCCGACGGUCUUCGAGGUUGUGUUGAUCGAAUUGUACAAAGUGCCGAACAAAAAAUUUACGAACAACCCAGUGGUAGUAAUUAUGCCUAUGCUAGUCAAGGACAAGACUUAGUAAGCGGUGCUUCAACUACUGAUCCUGGUUCAUCUGCUUCCAAUUAUGUUUCGGCGGGUACAAGAACGAGUACGGGUUUUAGUAAUCUUGGUAAACAAUCAGCUACUGUACCAAGUAGAUCUGAAGUAUAUUCAAGUAAUGGAUUAGUAGGACAAAGCAAUAGUCAAGCAUCUAGAGCAAGUGAAUCGGAGCAUAGCAAUAGUCAAGCAUCUAGGGCUAGUGCAUCGGAGUAUAGCGUACCAGCUUCACAUAAAACUCGUGAAAAUAUAUUACAAGGUUAUGCCGCUGCACGACAAUAUACAAAACCAGCGGGUAUAUUACGUAAUAGUGCGUCAUCAUCCCAAGAAAAUUUAUCACAAUAUAUGGGACCAAGAGAGGCUGCAAAGCAUCGUAGUUUAUUAGGUGAAGGUGCAUCGACAUCAUGUGGAAGUGUAUCAUUAGAAAAUAGUCUGAAUGAACAGUGA
Molecule: messenger RNA, 1965 nt
Organism: Rotaria socialis
Lineage: Eukaryota; Metazoa; Rotifera; Eurotatoria; Philodinida; Philodinidae
Source: the annotation of a GenBank genome assembly